AAGAAAUUUAUUUAUUUUUCUCAAUUGAAUCUUUCAUAGAUUUCGUAUAUUCGUCCUCUUUCUUUUAGGGAAUGGGUGCCUAUACCCUCUACUUCUCCUAUAGACAACGAACUAUACUUAGCUCUUCGAAAGAACAGCUCGAGAUCACUUCUGAAUUCAGAACCAAACAGUUUUCUUUUGGCUUUAUAUCCUUUUAAAACACUGUAAGUAUCCUUUUUUUUGCUUUCCUUGCGCAUUUCAUCCGCUUUUGGGAUUUUGCAAGACUUGAUUCCUCGGGGUUCCAAAAGCUGUCCAUUUGAAAAGACAUACACAGUUAAACUUCCCCUUCCCUCUGUCUUUAAAUCCACGUAAGACAUCAAGCCAUGCUUUGUCUUCGUUUACCUCGUACUGCUGUUCUUCAACAAUCUGCUUCGUCUUUCUUCGGGAGAAGCUGUUUUGGUCGCAAGUUUCAUCGCUCUCAGUUUGUACAAAAAGAAGGGACAUCAGAGAAGCAAGGACACAACGAUGCAACUAGUCAUGAAUCUUCAUCUACGUUUCAUCCUACCAGCUCUGUAUUGGCUGGUACAAUUCUGAAAAACCUCAACAUCAAAGCUGGAGGCAUUGACCCAGUAGCCAAGCAAGACCAUGAAUAUCCUGAUUGGCUUUGGACGCUUUUAGAUACUCCUGCCGAGGACUCUCGUACUGCUCAAAGUCGCACCCGGAAGAACGCAAUUCGUACAUCCAACUUUUUGAAAAAGAAAUAAGCUUUUAAGGGUUUCAGGGAUCUCUUCCAAUAACUAUUACUGCUUUUGUACUCUCUUCUUCUCUUCUCUCCCUCCUUUCUUUUUUUGUUUCUUCCUCCCUUGCACAUGCUCCUUUUUAUUCCCAAACAUUUGAACAGAUAAUAAGCUAUGGUACAAUACUGAUUUUGUAAAAAAUAAAUGCAAAAAGUCAUUUUAUUCUCUUCAAUCUUAAAGACAG
Messenger RNA from Schizosaccharomyces cryophilus OY26, 960 nucleotides. RefSeq names its product ribosomal protein subunit L37. Gene Ontology annotation, cellular component: mitochondrial large ribosomal subunit. Gene Ontology annotation, molecular function: structural constituent of ribosome. The record is from RefSeq and is a predicted model, not a curated record. The transcript has a single exon. The coding region runs from base 363 to 743 and encodes 126 amino acids. Lineage: Eukaryota; Fungi; Ascomycota; Schizosaccharomycetes; Schizosaccharomycetales; Schizosaccharomycetaceae.